This is a messenger RNA of Condylostylus longicornis, 1740 nucleotides long. Its product is annotated as adenylate kinase isoenzyme 5. The record is from RefSeq and is a predicted model, not a curated record. The transcript has 8 exons. Gene Ontology annotation, biological process: nucleoside triphosphate biosynthetic process. Gene Ontology annotation, cellular component: cytoplasm; cytosol. Gene Ontology annotation, molecular function: ATP binding; AMP kinase activity. Bases 1 to 1740 code for a protein of 579 amino acids. NCBI's taxonomy places the organism in Eukaryota, Metazoa, Arthropoda, Insecta, Diptera, Dolichopodidae.
AUGGGGAUUUGUUUGGAUACAGAUUCAAGUGAACCAGAAAAUUCCGAAGAGAAUUCACGUUGGAAAGGAACAGAAAAAAAUUCAGACCAAAUAGAAACUAUAAGUGAUGCAAAUAUAUUAAAUAGAAAUACCGAUAAAAUAAAAUUUGAUCCCCCAAAAGUGCCAGUAAUAUUUGUCUUAGGUGGGCCUGGUAGUGGUAAGGUAACUCACUGUGAUACAUUAAUGCAAGAAAGGCGUGGAGUUGUACAUAUAAAUAUGAUGGAUUUAUUACAACAGUAUGCUAUGGGAAAUGAUUUGCAAGAUUUCUCACAAUUAUCAUCAAAAACUGUGACCGAAGUAUUGAUGCUUGAAAUGAAAAUGGCUCCAGCUGCAAAGGCAUAUUUAAUAUCUGGUUAUCCAAGAUCAAUGAGAGAUGUCGUUGAAUAUUCUGAAAAAAUUCAAGUAAUUAAUGGAGCAAUAUUAAUAUCAUGGCGGCAAUCAGUUCUUCAAAAGCAAAUUGAUUAUGGUGCAAAACUUGGACAUGUUGUAUUGUCUUUGGCAAAAAUGGAAUUAGAUAAUUUUUUCAAAAAUGUUAUGCCAGUAGCUGAUUAUUUUGAUCAAAGUGAUAUUCUUGUUGCCAUUAAUGGAGAAAGAUCUCCAGCUGAAGUUUAUAAAGAUUUUCAAACAGCAGUUUUAGAUAUACUUAAUGCUUUGGAAAAUCAAGAAGCAAUUUUAAAUGGUGUUUCUGGAAUGGGUAGAGGUGCGAAUGAUAUCCCAGGUAGUAUAGUUAGUGUUGAAACUGCACCAAGCCAAGAAAAUAAUACAAAUAAAAUGAUAGAUCCGCUACCGAAUGAAAACCCCAACGAAAAUACUAUUGCAACAAAUACAAAUUCUAAUAUAUCUAACUUACCAAUGCCACCAUGUAUAUUUGUAAUAGGAGGUCCAGGUAGUAAUAAAGCGGCUCUAUGUGCAAAACUUGCAGCACAUGAUUUAAAUUUAGGACAUAUAAGUAUUGGAAGAUUGUUACGAGAAAUUUCUGAUUCGGAACCACGUGCUAAUUCGGAAGGUUAUACAAUAAAAGAAGCUUUAACUGUAGGUGAAAUGGUGCCUGCGUCAAUAGUUGAAACAAUAUUAGAAAAUAAUAUAAACGAAAUUAAAAAUAAAAGAGCUAUUAUAAUUGAUGGCUAUCCCAGAAAUAUGGAACAAGCUAACUUAUUUGAGAAGAAGUACAAACAAAGACCACCAGUUAUUUUAUUAGAUUGCUCGAAAUUGCAAUUAGGUCGAGGACGAUUGGAUGAUACGGUAUCAUCAUUUCGUCGACGCUUAGAAUUAUUUCGUGAGGAGACAUUACCGAUGCUAAAGCAAUUGGAUAGUAUACGACGUUUAACAAUUGUUGAUGGCGAUACAGAUAGUUUAACAGUUCAAACCGAAUUCGAAAAUGUUAUUAAAGAACAUAUAAAAAAUCUUAUUAUUAAUAAUAAUUUACAAGGUUCAUCAUCAUCAUAUACAUCAUUUUCUCAAUCAAUAAGGAAUGCAAAUGAUAUUAUUCAGGAAGAAAAUGUGCCUGGUACAGUGCCAACAAUUAGCCAUCAAAUUAGCUUACAAAAUGGUGAUAUUGGAAAACCAAUACAUAAAAAUUUAUAUAAUAAAACCAGUUCAUCAGGUUAUAUGAAUGGACAAAUAAUGAAUGGUGGUAGAGAACAUUAUAAUCAAAGGAUCAAUAAUACAUCAAAUGCUAAUUAUUCUGAAAGUUAUAUGUAA